AUGGCUGUUCGCGCUCAAUUCGAAAACUCCAACGAAGUCGGUGUCUUCGCCACGUUGACAAAUUCAUAUGCUCUCGUAGCUAUCGGUGGUUCGGAGAACUUCUACAGUGUCUUUGAAGCCGAACUUGCAGAUGUUAUUCCAGUUGUCCACACUACCAUCGCUGGCACAAGAAUCAUCGGCCGUCUAACGGCAGGAAACCGCAAAGGUCUCCUCCUCCCCACCUCCACCACCGACCAAGAACUCCAACAUCUUCGUAACUCCCUUCCUGACUCGGUAAAAAUCCAACGAAUCGAAGAACGUCUCUCCGCCCUCGGAAACGUAAUCUGUUGCAACGACCACGUCGCCCUCGUCCACCCUGACAUCGAGCGUGAAACCGAAGAACUUGUCGCCGAUGUCCUGGGCGUAGAAGUCUUCCGUCAGACUAUUGCAGAAAAUGUUCUGACAGGGAGUUACUGUGCUCUGAGUAACCAGGGUGGAAUAGUCCAUCCUCAAACAAGUAUAAAGGAUCAGGAUGAGUUGAGUAGUUUGUUGCAGGUUCCUUUGGUUGCUGGCAGCGUCAAUCGUGGUAGUGCGGUUGUUGGUGCUGGUAUGGUGGUUAAUGAUUGGAUGGCUGUUACUGGUCUUGACACAACUGCCACAGAACUAUCGGUUAUCGAAUCGGUAUUCAGACUCGGUGAAGGACAGGCCCCGUCGAACGUCCAAUCCACGCUGAAGGACAGCUUGGUUGAGAGCUUCUACUAA
Orbilia oligospora ATCC 24927 is the source of this 741-nucleotide messenger RNA. RefSeq lists its product as uncharacterized. Gene Ontology annotation, cellular component: nucleolus; cytosol; preribosome, large subunit precursor. Gene Ontology annotation, biological process: maturation of LSU-rRNA; maturation of 5.8S rRNA; assembly of large subunit precursor of preribosome. The record is from RefSeq and is a predicted model, not a curated record. The coding region runs from base 1 to 741 and encodes 246 amino acids. Gene Ontology annotation, molecular function: ribosomal large subunit binding. NCBI's taxonomy places the organism in Eukaryota, Fungi, Ascomycota, Orbiliomycetes, Orbiliales, Orbiliaceae. The transcript has 6 exons.